Messenger RNA from Stylophora pistillata, 3522 nucleotides. RefSeq lists its product as uncharacterized. Lineage: Eukaryota; Metazoa; Cnidaria; Anthozoa; Scleractinia; Pocilloporidae. The record is from RefSeq and is a predicted model, not a curated record.
AACAGAGGCGCUGUCAUGGACGUGCAAUGCAAUGAUCCCUUUCCAGCUAUUCUAAAUGACGGUCCCAAACAAGACAGGGUCAAGUCAGUCAAAAUUUUCCAGUCUGUUCAUAAUGAUGCCGCCAACGAUGUCUUCAAGGGACAACCAUUGAAGAAGAAAAGACUCCUGGAAAAGGAAAAAGACGAAGGCGAAGGAGAAAUUGAUAAGGCUUGUAACAUGCAACAAUAUCCUUCCCGUUCACUGCUUCAAUCUCGAUUCCCUACUCAGGUAGAACUGGAGAAAAUGUACGGGAAACGGAGCGAGAGAAAAAUCGAAUGUACUGCGAAUUCGUCUUCUAAGAAAUCACAGUCAAGUAAAGUGAAGGAAAGAAUCAUUCUGAAAGAACUCAAGAAAUCGGAAGGAUACGGGCUGUUUAAAGAGGCCUUGGAUGCACAUGUCAAGAAGGCCCCCGCCAGGAGUACUUAAUCACCUACAUAAACUGCCUGUUAUUUAUAAAUUUGUAUUCACUCCUGCACCAAACGUUAAACUUAUGAUUAGUAUAAAAAAACAAUAAUUUUUAACCCUUGGGCUGACACCUUGUCGUGGUGGUGGAGCUUUUGUGUCUCAAGGACCUAGAGAGCUGUGCCGGCGGGGACUGUGAUCCCUGGCAGGUCGAACCAUACCGGAUUGGUCGAAGGGUAGAGACCAGACGAAGAAGAGCCCCUGGUCCUCUAGGUUGGGUUUGGGCGGCGGGCCAAUAAUCCGCUCCCGGAAAAAGAAACAUUACAGAAACCGAAACUAGAAUUAUCACUGCGCCCUAUCGGGAAGCAGGGGUACAAGAUGCUAACACCCGGUUGGAGCACCGUGCGAAGCAAAGAAUGACGCAUAAAUCGUUGAUGAAAUUGCUGUCGCCACGAGCGUGUGUGAAGAUCGGGAAAUGGAAUAGAAGGACACUUUUAGAGGCCGGUAAGUGUGCUCAGAUGCUCAAAGAGAUGCAGAGAUAUGGUAUUAGUAUUCUGGGAGUGAGUGGAAUGAGAUGGAACACUUGUGGGAGGUUGAGGAUAGCUGGAGGAGAAACUGUGCUGUACUCAGGAAUGGAUGAAGGUGAAAAUCAUGAAAGAGGAGUUUGCUUCAUUCUGUCUAAAGAAGCUGCACAAUGCCUGCUGGAAAGGGAACCGGUACCUGAGAGGAUAAUCAGAGCCAGGUUCAACUCGAGGUGGCGACAGGUCACCAUCUUGCAAUGUUAUUCCCCAACAAAUGAGGCAAAAGAGGAGGCGAAGGACGAUAUUUACGGAUGGUUUUGGAGGAGGUGCCGUGUAGAGAUGGAAAGAUUGUCAGGGGAGAUAUGAAUGCUAAGGUGGGGAUGGACAACACAGGCAGAGAAGAGGUGAUGGGUAACCAUGGGGCAAGAGCCGUGAUGAAUGAAAAUGGUGAGAGGUGGGCGAACUUCUGUCAGGCAAACGAGCUGGUAAUCGGUGGAACGCUGUUCCCCCAUAAGGAUUGUCACAAGCGGACAUGGAGAUCUCCUGAUGGUGUUAUUGUGAAUCAGAUCGACCAGCUGGCAUUUAGCAGGAGAUGGAGGAGUUCACUGCAGGACGUUCACGUGCUGCGUGGGGAAGACGUUGGGUCAGACCACCAUUUGUUGAUGGCAAAAGUCAGGCUAAAGAUUUCCAAAGUGAGGAAAGCGGAAAGUGGCCGGGUGCGUUUUGAGGUCAGCAAGCUGAAAGACUUGGAGGUUGGGAACGCAUUUAAGCUAGCGCUGCACAACAGAUCUGAGGGUCUACAGCAGUUGAUGGGGAAGGAGGAGAUGCUAGUGGAUGACGAAUGGAGGCUGAUCGAACAAGGUUAAGUGGCAGUCCUCCUUGUAUAUCAAAAUUAUGGAUUUCGAAAAGGCCUUCAAUAGUAUCAGCAGAGAGGUUUUGUGGAGGUUGUUGCGGCACAACGGAAUGCCUGCCAAGGUGGUCACCAUCAUCAGAGCUCUCUAUGAAGGUUUUUCCGCACAGGUGGUACACAAUGGACAGAGGAUCCAAUCACUGAAUACGAGGACGGGGUGAGAAAAGGCUGCCUGAUAUCUCCCCUGCUGUUUCUAGUCGGCCUGGAUUUGGUGACGAGGAAAGCCUUCGACAGGAUGAGAGGUAUUCAGUGGACCUUUAUCACAUGCACAGAUGACCUUGACUUUGCCGAUGAUCUGACCUUACUGUCGCACAGAAUACAGGAUAUGAGGCAGAAGACACGAGCCUUAGAGAUACAAGGUGCGAAGGUAGGCCUGAAGAUCAAUGCCAUCAGGACAAAGUUAAUGCGUAUUGGUACCAAACGUGGCGAUGGUGUGUCGAUUGCAGGGGGCAGAUUGAGGAAGUGGGUGAGUUUACAUACCUCGGGAGCAUUGUAAGUAAGACGGGAGACACUGACGAGGACACGAGGCACGAAUUAGAAAGGCGAGACAGGCACUUGCGAUGCUGAGACCAAUAUGGCGAUCCACAGCACUAACAACGAUGAUCAAGCUGAGAGUUUUUGGGUCAAAUGGGAAAGCGAUGCUCUUGUAUGGUUCUGAAACUUGGAGGCUGACCAAGAGUUUGGAGCAGAAGUUGCAAGUGUUCAUCAAUAAGAGCUUGAGGAACAUCCUUGGGAUUUGGUGGCCUCGAAAAAUCAGCAAUAAGGAGCUCUAGAGACAAACAUGGCAGCGUCCAAUAGAGCAAGAGAUAAGACAAAGAGCUUGGGGCUUGAUCGGCCACACGUUGACAUCAGAUGGACAUGUAGUCAAGAGGCACUGGAAUAGAACCUGCAGGGGAAACGAAAGAGAUUGAGACCCCGGAACACCUGGCGACUUACGAGAGUUGCAGAGUUAGAGAGGAAAUAUCCCACGUGGAAUGAGGCAAAGGGUACUGCACAAAAUAGGGUUAGGUGGCGCGCUCUAGUUGAGGACCUAUGUCCCCUUAGGAACAAAGGGGAAUAAAGGAGACAUAGGGUGCAACACUUUUUAUAAAAUUGCUUGCACAUUUUUAUUAUGACAGUCCCUUUUCCGAGUGAGAAAUGUAAAAUGGACAUUUGACUUUUUUUAGUAGAUGUUUCAUAUACCCUAGGUAUAUAGAAUUUUAUACUAUCCAUAACAUACAGGAGAAACCAUAGAGAGAAAGGUUCGUCACUCCUUUUAAUUAUACCGUUGCCACAGCUGGUCUUUAUCUCUCGCUUAACUGCCAAGGCGGGAACAGUGCGAUGUUACUUUGUGUAUGACUACCAACUAAUUUGACAAGCCAACUGGGAGCUGGUAAUUUUGUUGAUUCCUAUCAUUGGUUCAAAUUCUGUACGGGCCUUAAUCUUUUUGUCAGGCCUUAUUUUCUCGACUACAUAUGUAGGGUUGAUUGCUGCGAGGAUCGCUUUCAUACAUUUCAUGAAACCGCAAUGCACAUAAAUGAUUUCAUAUAUUCGAUUUCAGUGAUAACUGAAAGUAAUUCAAGAGAGCAGUUUGUAAAAUAGUUCCGUUGUAGUUGUCCGGUUUUUGAAGUAAAUCCUUUUAUAAAGCAAACUGCUACAGUGCAUAUAGAU